Molecule: messenger RNA, 5118 nt
Organism: Dermochelys coriacea (leatherback sea turtle)
Lineage: Eukaryota; Metazoa; Chordata; Testudines; Dermochelyidae
Gene: SEC31B
Product: SEC31 homolog B, COPII coat complex component
Exons: 26
Coding region: 350-3934 (1194 amino acids)
Biological process (GO): endoplasmic reticulum to Golgi vesicle-mediated transport; COPII-coated vesicle cargo loading; endoplasmic reticulum organization
Cellular component (GO): COPII vesicle coat; endoplasmic reticulum exit site
Molecular function (GO): structural molecule activity; protein binding
Source: RefSeq, a predicted model, not a curated record
GCCCCGGCCGGUUCUGAGAACCGGGUCUCCGCCCGAGGGGCUGAGCCACGAGACCGCCCGGGGCUCUGAGUGCGGCCGCCCCACGGACGGGCUGGAGAUCUGUGGCGUGGGCGCUCUGGGAUCUGGGCCCUGCCUGCGGGCUGCUUUCACGCGUGGGUCGCCGCGCAGCUCUCUGCUAGUGGCCACAUCCGCAGCCCCCUGAGCCCCUCUGGCUGGGGAGUUUCAGUAGUUCCCCGUAGUACGGUAGCACCCAGGGGCCCAGCCGCGCUCAGCGCUGUACGGACACCUAGUGAGAGACAGUCCCUGCCCCAAGGAGCUUAGACUCGUCAGGCGACCCAGAAUCCAGAAAAUGAAGCUAAAGGAAAUUGAGCGAACAGCUGUUCAGGUGUGGAGUCCAGCAAGCAAUCACCCCAUCUACCUAGCGACAGGAACAUCUGCUCAGCAGCUGGAUGCCUCCUUCAGUACAAAUGCCACCCUGGAAGUCUUUGAGAUUGACUUCAGGGACCCUUCCCUGGACAUGAAGUGCAGAGGAAUCCUUCCUGCUUCCAACAGGUUUCACAAGCUGAUCUGGGGCAGCUUUGGAAACGGGCCCUCUGAUUCCUCUGGGGUGAUUGCUGGUGGAGGGGAUAAUGGAGUGCUAACGCUGUUCAGCGCAACCCAGAUUCUGACGUCGGGGACAGAGCCUGUGAUCGGACGGAGGGAGAAGCACACUGGUCCCGUUCGAGCUCUUGACUUUAAUCCUUUCCAGUGUAACCUCCUAGCCUCUGGGGCCAACGAUUCUGAAAUUUACAUCUGGGACUUAAAUAACUUCAGUGUGCCAAUGACACCAGGGGCUAAAUCUCAGCCUCAAGAAGACAUCAGCGUGGUGUCCUGGAAUCGUCAGGUGCAGCACAUCCUGUCCUCCGCUCACCCCAGUGGGAAGGCUGUCGUGUGGGACCUCAGGAAGAACGAGCCCAUCAUCAAAAUCAGUGACCACAGCAACAGAAUGCACUGCUCGGGAAUGGCCUGGCACCCAGAAGUUGCUACCCAGCUGGUCCUUUCCUCUGAGGACGACCGCAUGCCGGUGAUCCAGAUAUGGGACCUACGCUUUGCCACCUCUCCUUUGAGCCAGCUGGAGGGGCACACAAGGGGAAUCCUGUCUAUCUCUUGGUGCCAGGCUGACCCUGAGCUCCUUCUCAGUAGUGCCAAAGACAACCGGAUAUUGUGCUGGAACUCCUGCAUUGGUGAGGUGAUUUAUGAGCUGCCCACUCAGAGCCAGUGGUGCUUUGAUGUCCAGUGGUGCCCUCGGAAUCCAUCAGUCUUCUCCGCUGCCUCUUUUGAUGGGUGGAUCAAUGUUUAUUCUGUUAUGGGUGGGAGCCUAGCAGCUCAGCAGAAGACUCAGGCUGACAAGAUCUCCUCUUCCUUUAACAACCUGGACCCCUUUGGCACGGGACAGACUCUUCCUCCUCUUCAGGUGCCGGAGCAGGUGGCUCAGACCACCUUGAUCCCUCCACUGAAAAAGCCCCCCAAAUGGAUUCGCAGGCCGGUGGGGGCCUCAUUCGCAUUUGGGGGGAAAUUAAUCACGUUUGGCCUCUCCAAGGCCCCAGCACAGCAAAUGCAGCAGAGUCCCCUGCGCCGGGUGUUCAUCAGCCAGGUCGUUACUGAGACGGAGUUCCUGGCCCGAUCCAGAGAACUGCAGAUGGCCCUGCAGUCGGGAAACCUCCUGGACUAUUGCCAGAGCAAGAUCCAGGCAGCCCAGUUGCAGUUUGAAGAGAAUCUCUGGAACUUCCUGAAGGUGAACAUGGAGCCAGAAUCCAGGACUAAACUCCUGAAGCUGCUGGGUUAUAGUAAAGAGGAGCUGCAGAAGAAGAUCACGUCCUGUUUGGGGAACGGUAUCCCAGAGAAACAGCACUUUCCUGAGGCAGAUGGCUUGGCUCAGGCUGCACAGCUGGCUCAGGGCUCAAGACGCUCCGUGACCGAAGUGGGUACUGCUUCUUCCUCUUCAGGGUUCUUUGACAGCCUUGUCCCUCAGGACAUGAGCACGUUGGAGAUCCCGGUCACAACAGACACAGAUGGGCUGAUCAGCCAGGCGCUUCUGGUGGGGAACUUUGCUGGUGCUGUGGAGCUGUGCGUGAGAGCUGACCGUUUUGCUGAUGCCAUCAUUCUGGCUAUUGCCGGGGGGGAGACGCUACUGCGGGAAACCCAGAUGCAGUACUUUGCCAAACGGAAAACAAAGAUUUCUCAGCUUCUUUCCUCCAUUGUGCAGCAGAACUGGCAAGAAGUAAUCUGCACAUGUGACCUGCAGAGCUGGAAGGAGGCACUGGCCAUCUUGUUAACGUACUCCAAACAGGAAAAAUAUGCCCUGCUCUGUGAUAUGCUGGGGGCCCGUCUGGAGUCAGAAGGCGAGGGGCUGCUGUCCAGCGAAGCCUGCCUAUGUUACAUCUCAUCUGGCAAUGUGGAGAGGUUGGCGAAAUGCUGGGUAAAAAACCACGAGACCACAUCUCCCCUAGCUCUGCAGGACCUGGUGGAGAAAGUGAUGGUGCUGAGCAGGUCCAUUGAGAUGCUCCGAGGCUCCACGGGGCCAACCCUGGGCCCUGUCUUGACAGAGCGGGUCACCCAAUAUGCCAGCCUCUUGGCAUCGCAGGGGUGUUUGGCAGCAGCAAUGAGCUAUCUACCCCGCAGCUCUGAUGAGUUCCUGAUCCAGCAGCUCCGAGACCGUCUCUUCCAUGCUCAAGGGGAGAGCAUGGGUGAUCAGCAGCCUCCUCCUUUCCCCUAUGCUCGUGUGCCCGUCGGGCCAGUUAACCACCCAUUGCCGGCAGCCAAGAGCAGCUCGGCUCCGGAAGCGUCAGCCCGAAGAUCAAGUCCCCGGCAUCCAGAGAAGCCUGUGUACCAGCCAUCCUUCGCCCCUCCAGUGUCAGUUCAGUCUUCAGUGCCUUCACUCUUCACACCUCAGCCAGUGCCCAUGGCUCCUCCUCAGGCCAGCACUGCCCCCCGUACCAGUAUGUACUCCAGAGCAGGAGGCCGGCCCCUUUACAGCCAGUAUGCCUCCGGCUUAGCACCAGCUACGGUUCCAGGGCCAGCAUUGUCCCAGCCUCCAUCAUUCAGCCUGCCAGGAGCCAGAUUCACUGGACCAGCUGCCUUUCCCAAUCAGCCUCCUAUUUCAGGACAGCCUGGGCCCAUUGCACCCCCUGGCAUUCCACCACCGGGAUCAACCUUCUUCCCUCCAGCCUCGGUCCCUGCACAGCGUCCUGCUGCAGCCUGUCCUCUCCCCAUGGCGGGGCAGUCCCCUAUGCUUUUCCCUUCAGCUCCUUUCAGCUGCCCCCCAGGUGUGGGCUAUCCUCAGGGGGGCCCUGGAGCUCCUAGCAUCCCUCCCCCUCCCACCGGUCAGGAAUCUUGGAACAAUCCCUCUGCUCUCAGGGGAGGCCUUCAGAAAAAAAAGUUGUCAGAGAAGUUCACCCCUCCGGCUCCAAUCACAGCUCCAGUAAUGAGCCUCCCUACAGAGCCACGGGCCCUGCUGUCUCAGAUUCCCAGAUCCCAGGAACCUGGCCAGGCACCCCCGGGAGCACCCAAAGAAGGCAGCAUGCAGUUUCCCCAGCUGCCCACAGAGAGAAUCGAGAGGAAGGAGCUGCCCCCAGAGCACCAGGGACUGAAAACCACCUUCGAAGGGCUGAUGCAGCGCUGCAGUGCCGUCACCACCGAUCCCAAAACCAAAAGGAAACUGGAGGAUGCAGCGCAGCGGCUGGAGUGCUUGUAUGAGAAGCUCCGGGAGCAGGCCCUCUCCCCUCACGUCCUGAUGGGGCUGCAUGAGAUCGCUCGCUGCAUGGAGGCCCGCAGCUACCAGCAGGGCCUGCUGGUCCACACCCAGGUGGUGGGUAGCAGCAGCUUCAGUGAGGUGUCUGGCUUCAUGCCCAUCUUGAAAGUCCUCAUGACCAUCGCCAGCAAGCUGAACGUCUAGCGCUUGGUGUGGAGGCGGGGGCACCGUCGCCGUGGAGACCGAGCAGGAUGGCCAAUCCGAGCGCUGCGCUGCAGGCUCUUUCCAGCUCCCGAGCAGCGUUUGGGAGCCAGGCCAGCCCCGUCCCCCUGUAGAGACCCCAUCGGGGACUGACUCUUUCCUUCCCAUGGCUUGUCAGUGUUUGUAUGGCCAGCCAGGUCGCACUGAGAUCCUCCUAGAGCAGCUGUGUGUCUGCUCCACUCCUGGCCCCAUACACAGAUGAGAGGAGACUCGGCCGUUUUCAAACUGAGGCUGGCCCCCUUGGCCCUCUCCAUGCCCCCUCGACCUCUAGGCCAAUGGUUCAGCAGGGGCGCGUACUGGCCUCUGCUCUUCAACUGCCUUUUCCUCAGCACCUUGCACCUGGCUGCCUUUUCUUACCCUCUCCCACUGUGCCCCUUGAGCACCUCUCCCCACACCUGACCUCUUCCAUGUCCUGCCCUGGUACUCUCUGGCUCUCCUGCUCCUCGUGGGGAGCGCCGGGUGGCUCUCUGGGCUCCCUCGCAGCAUGCAGUGUUUGUUCGGAAAGCUACACUGACUGGCCCCCAGCCUCACUUGAGCACCUAUCCUGCUGCCAGCCAGUAUUGUGUGAAAGCCCCUAGGCUGGGAUUUCACAGCUGGCUAGGGGAUUUUGACACGUGGGAGAUGUGCUAAUCCCCUAGCCAGCUCUGAACACUUUACCCUAGAUGGGGAGGGCCCCAAAGCUGGAGGCACAGUGGGUCCCUCCCAGCCAAGUCUGGGACACAUCCCCUUUCAUCCUGCAAGGCCCAUUGGCACAGCAAAGGGAGAGCCCUUGCUGCAAGGAAUGGUGCUGUCUGAGCCGGAGGCUGUGCUGAGCCCUGGCUUGGCAUUUGGCUAGCGUUGGCUCUAGUGGACCCGAGCGGUGAUGGGGCCAUGGGGUUGGUACUUGGGGGCAGAGGGUAUUUCAGGGCACACGUAGCUCUCUGCUGGUGAAGCCCUCCCCUUGCCCUGUGACGUUCCAUGCUGCCUGACACCCCUGCUAUCCAGUGCAGGGGCAGCCUCUCCCUCCCACCAGUUGGAUCGGGAACACCCCCUGCUGAAUCAGGGUGCUUUGCCAGGACCCUCGGGGGAUGCGUCUCUCCCUCGCUCUGUCAGCACAAAGUGCCUCAAUAAAGCUGCUUUUUGUGAAA